CUGUGUGCCGAUGUGUAACCGCUCCUCUCCUCUCUUGUCUCUCUCCCACCAUGUGAAGCUUUGUGAAUCCGAGCUGCCUGUUUGAGUCCGGAUCAUCGAGUGGUGAUGCUGAAACAGUGUUUCCUAAGGACCUAACAGAGGACUGGAUGUGGUUGUAGCUAUGUUAACGUCAGGGUGGGGGGCAUGGUCUCUCUCCCCCUGCGGCCUCCUGCUCGUUGUCUUCUCGUCCAUGUGUCUGUCCCAGCAGCCGGAGGUCAAACCGGCAGACUGCAGCAGGAAAGAGCAUCCUGUCGUUUCAUAUCAAGCAUUGAGGCCUUGGACGUCAGAGUUUUCCCACCGAGGAGCAAAGGAUUUCUCCCAGCUGGCCCUGGACCUCAGCAGGAACCAGAUCGUAGUGGGAGCGAGGAACUUCCUCUUCAGACUGAGUUUGAGCAACGCUUCACUGAUUCAGGCGACAGACUGGUCACCUGAUGAGGAGACAAAGCGCUCGUGUCAGAGCAAAGGGAAGACGGAGGAGGAGUGUCAGAACUACGUCAGGGUGUUGUUGAUAAGCGGGACGACGCUCUUCACGUGUGGGACGAACGCUUUCACCCCCAUCUGUGUGACCAGGCAGAUCAGUAACAUGAGUCAGGUGUUGGACUCUGUGAACGGCGUGGCUCGAUGCCCCUACGACCCGCGUCACAACUCCACCGCCAUGGUCACAGAGCGCGGUGAGCUGUACGCGGCAACAGUGAUCGACUUCUCCGGACGCGACCCGGUGAUCUACCGGAGUCUUGGGAACAUGCCGCCGCUCCGCUCUGCUCAGUACAACUCCAAAUGGCUGAACGAGCCUCAUUUUGUGUCCGUGUACGAGAUCGGUCGCUUCGCCUACUUCUUCCUGAGAGAAACGGCGGUGGAGAAUGACUGUGGGAAGAUGGUGGUGUCCCGCGUGGCCCGGGUCUGUAAGAACGACAUGGGCGGACGUUUCCUGUUAGAGGACACCUGGACGACCUUCAUGAAGGCUCGGCUGAACUGCUCCCGCUCCGGAGAGAUCCCCUUCUACUUCAACGAGCUGCAGAGCACGUUCUACCUCCCCGAGCAGGACCUGAUCUACGGGAUCUUCACCACCAACGUGAACAGUAUUUCAGCCUCUGCUAUCUGUGCCUUCAACUUGAGCUCCAUCACUCAGGCCUUUAACGGACCCUUUCGCUACCAGGAGAACCCUCGCACCGCCUGGCUCGCCACACCAAACCCCAUCCCCAACUUUCAGUGUGGGACUCUGGAGGAGGGCGGCCCCGGAGGCAACCUGACCGAGCGCAGCCUCCAGGACGCACAGAGACUCUUCCUCAUGAACGAUGUGGUCCAGCCGGUCACCAUCAACCCCCUGUUCACCCAGGACAACCUGCGUUUCUCCAAGCUGGUGGUGGACGUGGUGCAGGGCCAGGACAGACUCUACCACGUCAUGUACAUCGGCACAGAAUACGGCACCAUCAUGAAGGCGCUUUCUACAACCAAUAAAAGCCUCCAUGGCUGCUACCUGGAGGAACUCAGGAUCCUCCCUGAGGGGAAACUGGCUCCGAUAAAGAGCCUGAGACUCCUCCACAGUGACAGGUCUCUGUUUGUGGGGCUCGAUGACAGGCUGGUGAAGAUCCCGUUAGAGCGCUGCUCCAGCUACCCAACGGAAAGUCACUGUUUGGAGGCGCGGGACCCGUACUGUGGAUGGGACCUCAAACAGAAGCGCUGCACGACCAUCGAAGAGAGCUCCAACAUGAACCACUGGAUCCAGAACAUCACAGAGUGUCCGAUGAGGAAUCUGACACAAGAUGGCGGAUUUGGUCCUUGGGCUCCAUGGACGGCGUGUAACCACGAUGACGGCGAAGGCUCGGUCAGCAGUUGCAUGUGUCGGUCCCGCUCCUGUGAUGGACCCAUGGCCCGGUGCGGAGGAUUCGAGUGUAAGGGGUCGACUAUUCAGGUUGCAAACUGUUCCAGGAACGGCGGCUGGACUCCUUGGUCCUCCUGGGGUCAGUGCAGCAGCAGCUGUGGGAUUGGAUUUGAAGUGAGACAGCGGUCCUGCAACAACCCCUCGCCUCGCCAUGGGGGCCGGAUCUGUGUGGGCCAGGGUCGGGAGGAGAGGCUGUGCAACGAUAAGAAGCCGUGUCCCCUGCCUAUGUUGUGGACAGCGUGGGGCCCCUGGGCUCACUGCAGUGCUGAAUGUGGAGGCGGGGUCCACUCCAGGACCAGGACCUGUGAGAACGGCAACACCUGUCCUGGAUGUUCAGUGGUACAGCCAUACUUCUAUAUAUAUAAACAUUUAAUGUUUAAAAGGAAACAGGGACCUAGAGAAAACCUGCAGUGUACUAACAACCUUCCCGGUCUGGUUCUCCAGGAGUACAAAGCCUGUAACCUGGAGGCCUGCCCUGAGGUGCGCCGUAACACCCCCUGGACUCCCUGGAUACCUUUCAACGUCAGCCAUGAUGGAUCAAGGCAGGAGCAGAGGUUCAGGUACACCUGCCGGGCCCUGCUCCCUGACCCUCAGCAGCUCCAGCUCGGCAAGAAGAAGCUGGAGACCAGAUUCUGUCCUAAUGACGGGACCGGAGCGUGCCAGACAGACUCUCUGGUCGAAGGCCUGGUGAAGACAAGCGGUCAGACUCUGUCUCAGCCUCAAGGUGUGCGCUGGGGAUCAUGGGAAACAUGGUCCACCUGUUCGCAGCAGUGCUCCAGAGGCUUCAGGACGAGGAAACGCAGCUGCAUGACUGCAGAGGGUCGGACCAAUCCCAGCGCCUGCGUGGGAUCCCCGGUGGAGUAUCAGGACUGCAACACUCAGCCCUGCCCAGUGAAUGGAGCCUGGUCUUGUUGGUCCUCCUGGUCUCCCUGCUCCUCCAGCUGUGGAGGGGGACACUACCAGAGGACUCGGACCUGCAGUAACCCUCAGCCUGCGAGUGGAGGAGACAUCUGCAUCGGCCUGCACACUGAAGAGGCGCUCUGUAACACACACACAUGUGAAGGUUGGGGCGACUGGACAAGCUGGGGGGACUGUGAUGAUGAAAGUCUGCAGCAUCGCACUCGUCACUGUGGGGAGGAUCAGGAGCCAGAGUCCGGUCUCUGUCAGGGGAACAUCACACAGUCUCGGCCCUGCCAGCCUCACGAGGUGCCCGUUAUUUUACCGGGACAGGAGAACCAGAGCUGUGGGACCUUCACUCUGUUCCAGUUGGUCGCUGUAGGUUUGGCCAGUUUCUUUGCAGCAGCAUUACUGUCAGCGCUCACCUACUCGUACUGCCACCACCUGAACCGCCCGUCUGCAGAGUCAGCCGUCAUCCACCCGAGCACCCCCAACCACCUGACCUACAACAAGCAGGGCAACGCCACGCCAAAGAACGAGAAGUACAUCCCCAUGGAGUUCAAGACGCUCAACAAGAACAACCUCCAUGUCAACGACGAGACGUGCAACCACUUCCCCUCCCCGCUGCCCCCCACCAACAUGUUCACGACCACUUACUACCCCACCAGCCUGAGCAAGUACGACUACCACCCGGACUCCCCCUGCAGGACCUACCUGCACAGCUGAGAGGAGACCACAGUCUGAACAUGAACCACCUGCAAGUGUCACAAAAUACACCUGAUGUUAGACUCUAACCAAAACACCCAAAUUUUGCAGAUUUGCCUUGACACCUUGAGGUCCCACUUCACUUUAAUAUCUUUCACAAUAACGUGCCAAGAAUUCAGAUAUCUCCAAUUUUUAACAGCAACUAAAAACCAACAUCUUGAAAUCUUCAGUAGCAUACUUUACCUUCAUCCACAGACCUCAUUACAAACAGUCUCAAAGGGACUCUUUCAAUGUGACAUUAUUGGCUCUCUAUUGAACAGAAGUUUAUUUGUGGCAACAGCUUACAAGAAGUUCAACAUGUCUGCAAAUUCAUGUUGAAAUAACAGAUUUUGGAUGGUUUUAUGAACCCAGACUCAUUCUAUUUGGUUUUAGACUACUUCAGGAGGGCAAAUUGAUGACACUAGCUGGGAUGUUCACAAAGAUCUUGCAGCUGAACUCACACACAAGUAACACAAGACCGACUUUCACUCCCCUUCUGGUCUGAACACAGCUUGAGUGCUCUUUUUUUUCCACAGUCCUGCAUGACAGCUUGUAGUUGUUUCUUCAUAUCUUUGAAAGCUUUCUUCUUUUGCUUGAGGAGGGAUCAGUUCACCGGUCGCAUGGACAAUGAACGCAUCUAUAAGGAGGAGCUAUUCGAGGAACAUUUCUGGGAUGCAUCUGUGUGCAAGCUACAAUGACACAAUUACAGCGGCAUAAGCUAGCCUGCGUAAACCAACUUUUUUCACCCUUUCCUCUUCAAACACCCACCCUGAGGUGCUCAGUUUGUGCUCAGGGCAAAAGCAGGGUGGGAACCAUAACUCCUGGGCUUCACAGAGACUCCAGACUUUGUGAGAACCUUCAUUUCCAGGCGGGGACUAAUACUUAUGGUGUUUUUAUUGGAACUACCUGGCGUGGACACUUGAGUGCAGGUUGCCUGAAAAAUAUGGAGGACUGAAAAGAGACUUGUGCUUUAAUUUUUACUCUUUAGCCGAACAACACUGAAGAGGACACUUUGUUUGACUCACCUCACUUUGUACUGUACAAUGUUAAACAUUUGUCGGAUUAUUUGAGGUAUCUCUGGGGUGUUCCAUGGAGAUACUGUAUUUUGAGUAUUUGGAUUUUGUGAGAUUAUCGGGCAUUUCUUUGUCACUCUCUUUUCUCUUUUUCUGACAUACAUGCACAAAGGUUAUUGUUCAAAAAUCACCAAAUAUACUGCAGCAGCGAAACUUGUAAAUAUCACAGCCUCACACCGGAGCAGGAUUGUUUUCAAUAUGUGUUGUACAAUAUGUAUCACUGUGAUGGUUUUAAGUGGAUUCUAGUGCUUUUAAACCUGGGCCUUACUUUUUUUGGGGGGGUCUAAAUGAAUUCCAAUGUAACUUGGUUUCAAGUCUUUACAGUUUAUUUUCAAUGCGUGAAAAUUAACGGAAACAACAGUCACGUAAAACAAGACAAACAAGCCUUUCUGAUUUGAGGAAAAUCUUCAGCAGUGAAAUUAAUUAGAACUUUUAACAGAUUUCCUUCCAGAUAAACUUUACUUAACUUUGUUCUUUUAAUUUAGGAAAGAAAAGAGGACAGUAACUUUAUUUUAAAAACUGAAACUUGGGUGAAUAAGAUAAAUGAACAUCCCAUAGUUAAGCUAGGACCACUUCAGUCAAAAACAAUUAUUUAUUUGCAGAAAAAAAGUUAUAUUUGGCGGUAUAGCUCUGUUCUGAGAGCUCCCUGCCCUUCCAAAGCCUGAGGCAGGGAGAGCACACCUCCCCUCUCUUUCAUGUGCACAAAAAGCCAAGGCAGGGAGAGCAUCAGCAAAGACCCACAGGGUACCAAACAGAACGAGCAGGAUCCUGCACGUAAGAUCACAGUAUAAACUCUACAUAUAAAACCUUUAAAUGUUGUUUGAAGCUAGAUAUGUGUUUUUCUGACACAUCCUGGUCCAGUUGUGUUAAUAUUUAAAUCCCAUGCUGUUAAUUUUAAAUUGCAGAUCUUAUCUUUUUGAAGUGCGAGCAACGUGAAUCUAAUUCAGGUGUCUCUGUGAUGUAGCAUGAAAACAAGAACAGCCCUGAUAAGAUGUGUUUGUGUAAGAGUGACUGCAUGCACUGACACUCUAACACAAAUAUCAGCACGUUUUUGUAAACUCUACAAACAUUUUUGUGUGUAUAAUAUUUCCCAGAUGGUUGAAAUGUUAGUUUUUAAGAGGAAUUUUGUGGAAUUAUCCCUGAAUUAAUUUGUUUUUCCUCCAAAUGGACGCCUUUUGAUGUGAAUUUGACUGAACACUGCCUUUUGGACACUCAAAACGUUUGGUACUCUAUAUUUUUGUAUAAUGUACACUGUAAAAAAGAUGAAUAAAUACAUUUUGGUGCCAGUGUUUCGCUAUAAGCUGAA
Molecule: messenger RNA, 5941 nt
Organism: Notolabrus celidotus (New Zealand spotty)
Lineage: Eukaryota; Metazoa; Chordata; Actinopteri; Labriformes; Labridae
Product: semaphorin-5B-like
Exons: 20
Coding region: 161-3544 (1127 amino acids)
Biological process (GO): axon guidance; neural crest cell migration; semaphorin-plexin signaling pathway
Molecular function (GO): chemorepellent activity; semaphorin receptor binding
Source: RefSeq, a predicted model, not a curated record